This is a messenger RNA of Acanthoscelides obtectus, 6854 nucleotides long. The record is from the annotation of a GenBank genome assembly. NCBI's taxonomy places the organism in Eukaryota, Metazoa, Arthropoda, Insecta, Coleoptera, Chrysomelidae.
AUGAAGUGUACAAAAACUAGCAUCCUUAUCCAUGGCUUAACUAUCCCUGCACUAUUUUUUUUACUUUCCCUGCUCCAUAUUUCGAAAGUCGAAAAGUAUGUAAAAUCUGACAGUUAUCCUGUGGUUUGAUUCAGCCAGACAAAAGUGGGGGUUAUCGAAAAAUAUAGUCAAAACAAUGAUUGUACUAUUUGUAUUAAUAGAGAGCCAAAGGUCAUUCCUUGAAAUUUUGUAACGCUACCUGAAGUGUACUCUAUAUCAGCGUAAUAUACAAUGUGUCAAGGAAAGUGGACAUGUCACAAUUUUAAAGAAAUGUAGCACCAACUGUUUUAAAAUUUUCAUGUUUUACCUUAAAGUGGACCUGCUGCUUUUGCUUUGUUGCCGCCAGUUGAAUAUUUUCCGGAAAGAUACUUCGUAGAAGAAGUAUAUUUCUCUCCAUAGUACCGUCUAUCUGGCAUUUUCGUAUGUGUAAUUUUUUAGGCACAUUGUGGUUGCAUAAAGAGGUUUGUAUAUAGUUAGUGUGUAAGGAAAAUCAUUAUCACUUAGAGUAAUUUUAUUUAUCUGUUCAGCUUGUACGUAGAUUUUUCACUCUGGAUUAUUCAUUUAACUCUGAUGUUAUCUAGCAUACACUUAUUAAGAGAAUCUAGAGCAAAUAUUAAUUAUGUUGUAGUUGAAGUCUUUUCGGAGAAGUACUGUUUCUUUGUUUUUUAGCAUAACAUUAUUUUUUAACAUAUUAAAAAAGAUAAUCAUUUUUGGUCGUCCCUUUCUUAAGAUGUAACUCUACCAAUUAAAUGUCAAAAAGAAUAAAUCAUUUUUUAAGAAUUACAUAUUCUGGAAUCACACGUUUUUUUUUUUACUUUUAAGUAAAAAAGUUCAUAUAAACAUGUGACCAAAAAGUCUGGUUUCCAAGAUACAAGGUGUCAACAUUAAAAAAAUCAUUUUUAUUAAUAUCUCAAAGAUCUUUGUGCCCACUUUGUUAAAUUUUGAUUGUGUUAUUUAUUGCAAUACGGCGCUAAGUUAGUACCAACUAGAAGACAAUUAUCAAUUCCAGUGACGUCUCGGGGAACACUCUCACGAAUAAAAAAUAUAUUUUUUUUCCAAAUUAAGCAUAUCAAGAUACAACCAUGUUGUAUCUCUUUUAUCCCUUCAUACCUUGCUUCUCUUCUUUAUUAGGUCCGAGCACUAUACAUAGUUAUAUGCAAGAAUACGUCAGGUAUAACAUGCAGUAUUUCUAAAAAGUAAAAAAGAAAUAAUGACAAACUAAAACUGAAUACAGAAAAAUAAAAACGUGAAUCUAAAUACCAAGUUAAUGGACCUGACAAUACAAAAGACAACACAAAAAGCAGCCUUCUGCGGUUUUUCCGUCUCUCUAUCAGAAACAUGCUCUUUUUCUAGAUUGUUAGCUCUCAUUGCCUAUCUUACUGUGCCUUUUUUGCGACCUGGUGGCGACCAGUGAAAUAUAUGUUUUAGCCAUCGAUCUUCCGGCAUCCUUAACCAGUGACCAACCACUUUAAACUUCUCUCUCAAUUCUGGCCUCAUUACUUGCUCUCUUAUGUGCAUUGCCUCAUAAUUAGUUCUUCUGUUCAACGUUGAAAUUCCGGCACUUUGUCGCAAGCUCGCAAGUAAUCCUUCUGAGCCAUGAGCUAACACUGUCUCAACUAGAACUUGUCCAAGAAUUUUCUUUGUCGAUUGUGAAAUAAGCCUGUUUUACCAAACACCAUUGAGGCAUCAUAUCACUUUCUUGGCAUUUAUUAUCCCUCAUAAAUUUCUUCCCUGCCUAAACCUUCACUGGUUACAGCUGCUCAAAGAUAUUUUAAAUUAUCAACUUGCUUAAUACGAGGGAUGUCUUUUAAGUUUUGCAUAUGGAAAUAAAACAACACGGCAGGUAGUUCUAAAUGACUUUAUUGUUUUUCGAAGUAUUCUCCACGAAGAUUAAUACACAUCUGCAUGCGCUCGAAGCACUUAUUCCACUCGUUUGCUGGCAGAUCCAAAACGCCAUUUUUGAAUGCGUCAACUGCUUCUUCUGGUGACUGGAACCUUUGACCACGCAGUCUGUUUUUAAUUUUCGGGAAAGUAAAGAAAUCGUUAGGACUUAGAUCGGGACUAUAUGGAGGAUGGUCCAAUAAUUCCUCGUUUUCUUCCGUUAAUACUGCCUUGUUUUUUGGGCUGUGUGCGAGCUUGCAUUGUCUUGGUGGAGGAUGAUUCUUCUUUCACUUCGAGAACGGAUGGCUUUUGUUGGCUUUUCUUCACCUUGAAACACCCAAACGGCCGACUGUUGUUUAUUUUCUGGUUCGUAACAGUAAAUCCACGAUUCAUCACCACUAACACUGCUGUACACAUUUUUUGAGUUUACGGAAUUGAAACGGUCAAGCGUUUUUUGACACCAAUUAACCCUGGCUGCUUUCUGCUCUUCAGUCAACAGGUGGGGUAUCCAACGAGAAACUAAUUUUCUUACUCCUAAUUCUUCUUGUAAAUUUUUUUAAUUGAGGUCUUUGAGAUCUUCAAGGACGCCUCAAUCUCGCGAUAUGUCACAUGUCUAUCUUCAAUGAUGAGUUAGCGCACAGCAUCGACGUUUUCCUGUGUACUUGCCGUUUUUGGUGCACCCACCCUGGGAUCGUCGCUAAGACGUUUGAAUUCUCCAUACCAACGGGAAAUUGUCGACUGAUGUGGCGCUUUGUUGCCGAUAACAGGCAGUAACUCAGCAAGGCAUUCUUGUUGCGAUAAUUGUCUCUGAAAGUUGUAAUACACUCCACGUAUUGUUGUGAAACUUUGAAUUUAACUUUACUAAAGAGUGAGGUUAAGAUUCAGUACUGACGUUCGAUCCGCGCGGCCUACUAUGUUUCUAUAUGCAAAACUUAAAAGACAUCCCUCGUAGUUACAUUCUCAUUUAUACACAUUUCGAAAUCCGCGCUGUAUCAACCGCUAAGUACUCUGUCUUUUUAAAACUUAUUUGCAAACUCCAUUCUGAAUAUUGUUCAUCCGGAUGUUUAAUUAUAAAUCGCGUUACUUCAUUUUCAAGGAAAAAAAUAAAAGCAACUUUACGAGGGCGGUGUAAUAAGUACCCGUGUUAGAAAUGAAGACACCAUUUUUUCCAAAAAUAUUUUUUAUAUUUCUCAACAAAGUCUCCCUUUAGAAAGAUGCACUUUUCCCAACCCCUCCAAAAAAUAGGAUUUGUCGUUCUCUCCAAAAUACGCCUCUGUCUCGGCCAUGACCCCGUUUGAGCCGUUUCUUCAUUUUAGGGAACAAGAAAAAGUCGCAGUGGGCCAGAUCGUGUGAAUACUGGGGUGCGGCAGCACUUCAUAGCACAAUUCAUGCAGUUUGGCGGCGACAACUCCGGAUGAAUGUGCUGGUGCGUAAUCGUGGUGAAACAGCACCUUCUUUUUCGCCAAAUGUGGCCGUGUCUCCUUCAAUUUUUUGUCGAAGCGGUCGAAUAACAGACUGAAGUUUUGUCUAGUGAUCGUUCUUCCUUUUUCUAGAAAAUCCAUGAGGAUAACCCCUCUCGCAUCCCAAAAAAUCGUCGUCAUGACCUUUCCGGCCGAUGAGACCGCCUUCGCCUUCUUUGGAGCAGAUCCUCCGCGAGAAAUCCAUUGUUUUGAUUGUUGCUUAGUUUCUGGUGUGUAAUGAUGAAUCCUGGUUUCAACAGUGACAACUCUACGCAAAAGCUCCUUCGGAUUUCGCUUAAAUUGCUCCAAACACUGCUUCGAGGUUAACAUCCGCAUCCGCUUGUUGUCCACCGUAAGCAAUCGCGGCACCCAUCGGGCCGACAAAUUUUUCAUCUCCAACUUGUCAUGUAAAAUAUUCAUUGCCGUUCCGGUCGACACGCCUACGGUCUCUGCUACUUCGCGCAAUUUCGUUCGUCGAUCAGCGAGAAUCAUGUCGGACUUUUUGAAUGAUUUCCUCGGUAGCAACGUCUGACAGGUAUCCUGGUCACUUCUCAUCAAAAACGAAUGUCCUCCCACGUUUAAAUUCGUUGAACCAAUAUCUAACCGUGGUCAUAGAUGGCGAAGUGACCCCAUAAACAGCAUCCAACUUUGCUUUUAACUACUCGAAUUUUUUCCCAUCCAAAAACAAAAAGUGGAUUGCCGAACGAUACUGCUGCACUUUUUCCAUCUUAGCGAAAAUGACGAAACACGUAUUACUCGAAACUAACCUAUCAAUCAGUCUCAAAUUUGUUGUGCCGCCGUUUGAUAGAUGGCGUCACACCAUGAUGACACCAACUCAACCUCAGGAACGCCCUUUGUCGUCAAACACGAACAAGCCUCCUUCAUGUCAAAAUUUGUACGCAGGCCUCUACUCUCAUAUUUUAAUAAUUUUUCCACAUCUAAUCAAGUUGUUUUUAUUUGUUUUCCUCGAAAACGAAAUAGGAUACGAAGGUACCACCGUGCCAGCAUGGGGCAUCAGGCAACUUGAAAGACCAGUGAAACAGUGGAGUGAGUAGGAUUGAAUUUGCCUCUAACAGUCGAUCCUGAAAGUUGGUUGUCAGCUGGUGCUGCAGACUAAUUGGUUAAGUCGACUCCACGAAAUCCUUUCUCUCAAGUUGCUGCUUACUAAACAUAUUCGCUGUUUUGAAUGCGCUCAUUCGAAAAAUCGUAUACAGGUCUUUGAUAUGUCAAUAAAAAACCGAAAUUUUUAUAAAAUUUCACAUCCUGUAUCUUGAAAGCUAGAAUUUUUAGGACUUUGGUUCAGGAAUGCGACCUUGUAAUUACAGCAUGUUAUUAAGUAAAAUCGCACAUAUGGCUCUGAUAAAAUAUGGAAAGUACUUUGCCGAAAUAUCUGCAUAAAAUAACUAAGCCUAUUCAUAUAAUACAUAGAGAGGUACAUAAGUAUUUUGUGAUGUUAUCUGUAAGUAACAUUAGGUAUUACUACAGCGUAAAUAUGUUGUACAUAUUUUAUAUUGCUAUUAAAGACAUUCUAGAUAUCACAUCAUUUAGUUGGUUUUCUUUUUGAGCUGUCGUACACUGGACCACUGAUGGCGACCACUAGUCGACAUAACUAGUAGCUAAAUAUACAUACAUUUUUGUCCAUUAUUCUCAGAAGCGGCCGCGUGAACACUUAGUUUGCCCUAAUACAAUGAAAAUGUAUGGAAAAUGUCAUCCCCAACUUGUAGCAGCCACCAGUCGCCUAAUGUGUGGCAGCCCUUAGAAUUAUCAGGUCAAAUAAAACUCACAUAGUACAGCUAUAAUCAAAAAAGUUUAAUGUGCUAAUAACAAAGAAGGUAAUGUAACUCCUGAAACUUGUCAUGUGGUUUUUAUGUUCAUAGGGCACCAUUGUCCGAAUGAAAACCAUAUGCUUAGAUUUCUGCUUAUCGUACGACGUUUUGUUCUCCCCAUAUUUUCCAAGUAUAAUUGACAAUUCUGUGUCAAUAUGUAUUUUCUGUUCUCCAAGUGGAAUUUUUUUCUCACAUUCCUAUACACUGUAUUACUACGAUAGUCUGAACGUCUUGUAACGUGCUGAGCUAAUGCACGAAACCAUCAUUGCAAUUUUCAGAUGGCGCUACGCCCCACCAGCAAAGCCCAGAAGGACAACCAACCUCGCAAAGCGGCAAAAGAGCUUGAAGUUAUCUGUCCGUUUUUUUUUUAUUGUACUAGACCCGCCACCCUCGAUCAUCGUUCCGAAAACGCCAAGUCGUAUGAAAACGCGGAAACUCACGCAGAACUAUUGUCGCAAAACACCGGUUGAUUGUUAUGCAAUCUGAAAUGCGAGAAAUAGUUCUUCGACAUGUCUUAUAAGGUAAUGAUAAUAUAAUAAUAAUAAUUUAUUCACAUCAAUUACAUAUUGUGGACGGAUGCAUAUGCCACAAAAGUCACAACAAUUUGCCCUUGAGAUGGUGAAGUAAAACAUCUGCGCAUUUGACAUCCAAUGAUUAUAAUUUGUUAUUGAAUCUCAAAUUUGCAGAUGUUUUGCUUCGCCAAUGUCUGACAUUAUUUCCUCACAAAACAGGACCGUUCAAACUAUUGAAAUAAAAUACUAUAGGAAAAAGGGUGCAAAAUGCCACCUGUAAAACAAAAUAUAUUGUCACAGAAUUGUCAGUUGUACUUGAAAAAGACCACAGUGGUAGUCAACAAAAAUCUAAACAUAUAUGUGGUUUUGAUUCGGCCCGACAAUGUAAUUAACAAAAAAUGUAUCCAUGGUACAGAGACUCGAGUUCAAUAAAAAAAAUUUGAGGUCUUUUUACGUUUAGGGUCCCAAUGCGUGACGGCCUAAGUGAGUAUAACAAGGGAGAUUAAACACUGUUCUAUUAUCUAGCAGCAGUAAAAUUUUCUCUAUACGAGUAUUAUUUCAAAUGAUAAAGGACAAUAUGCUCAUCAGCAAAAAACUUGCUUUUUAGUUUAUUUUUCAGUAUAUUAGUGACACGUCCUUGGAAGUAAAUGUUUUCUGCUAGUGAAAACAUGUACAAGUGUCAAUGUGCUCAUCCGUGCACUUAGGGAAUGACAGCUCUGCAGCACUCAUUUUAAGGUGGCGCGGGCACCAAAUAAGAACAUUCAAAAAUGAAAUAAGCAUGUUGUUGAAAAUAUGUGAAAUUGCUUGCUCUGUAUAUAUUUGUAUUAGAGCUAUUUAGCCUCAAGCAUGAAAAAUAUCACAUCAUUCAUGUAGAGAACUCGUAAAGUCACAAAUUUUAUACAUUUUCAGUCAAAAACAAAUUUAGCUUAGAUACAUAAAAGCAGUGCUGUUGUAUCCUAAAUGCGGGUUUUGCAAAUAAACGUAAUCUUGAAAAAUAUCACUAUACAUUUUCUGUUUUAAAGAUUAUUGUAAAUACUGAUACAUACGACUUUGUUGUGGAGCUGUUUGUAGCGCAGUAUUUUUUUAAAUGUACAGCAUGAAGAAGAUGUUGCUUAUUAUAUCGAAUAAAAGUUAUA